Molecule: messenger RNA, 1421 nt
Organism: Vicugna pacos (alpaca)
Lineage: Eukaryota; Metazoa; Chordata; Mammalia; Artiodactyla; Camelidae
Source: RefSeq, a predicted model, not a curated record
CCAGGACCCCAGCGUUACAGGGAUUGUUUGGGUGCUCUGGUUCCUGAUAUGUAGCUAGGGGACCCAGCCCCAGCAGAAGCUCAAAGCUGGGGCAUGUGAGGUCCCACGUUCCCCAACAGCCCUUGAACCAGACAGGUCAACCUGGGGUAAGGCGAGGGCCAGGGUUCCCGUGGCUCCCUCUCCCCCAGGGGGCGCCCCAGCCCGGCACCGGAGCAGGCGGAAGCAGAGGGGGCGCUAAGCGGCGAGAGAAGAGGCCAUGGACGCGCGGGUCGGGGCGCUGCUGCUGGCGCAGCUGUUGGUGCAGAUUGAAGUCGGGAGGCAGGGUGAGCUCAGGCGGGGGCUGCCGGCGCAACUAGGGGUGAUGGGGGAGGACGGGGCGCGUGGAGACCGAAGGGAGCUCACCUUCUCUCUUACCCCCACUUUCCCCACCCAGCGUUGCAGGAUGAGGAACUGCUGCUUCCAGGUAAGGCCUCCAGGAGGCGCGCUUCUCUGUUCAGGGCACCUGGACCGGAGCUUGAAGGGCGCCUCAUCUUUUCCUCUCUCCCCCGCCUCAGGUUUCCAGAACUCGUCGUUGCUCACAUGGCCUUGCGGCAAACAGAGCAUCCAGCCACGGAUAGUGGGCGGAAAGGACGCGGAGCUGGGGCGCUGGCCGUGGCAGGCCAGCCUGCGCGUCUGGGGCAGCCACCACUGCGGAGGGAGCCUGCUCAACCGCCGCUGGGUGCUCUCGGCCGCGCACUGCUUCCGAAAGUGAGUUUGGGGGCAGGCGGCCCGCUGACCCCGGGCUCUGGGUCUGCACCCGGGGAUCUGCCCGCACAUCGCACUGGAUGCGGGCCGGGUGUGCUGGUGAGCCCCAGGCCGGGCUGCAGCCGAUUACACCCACAAGGUCCCCGUUGGUGCUCCUGGAGGAAACCCUGUGCAGUUUCUUCCAGAAUGUUCUUCCAGAACAUUCCCAUGCACAUUUGUGCGUCUUGUUCUUUUCUUUCUGUCUUUCACUUCUCCCCGAAUGGCGCCACCAGCCUCCACCUUCCUCAUCCCACCUCCCAGUGGAGGUGAGCCCCGGGGUGGGAGGAGUGAGGGGAGGUGAGUCAGUGCUGGACACAGAGCCUGGCCUGUGGGGAUGGUCACUAUGGAAGCUGUUUAGAGUCCAUCCUGCUGUGGUGCCUCCUUUCUGAGGAGGGCUGUGGGAGGUGCCAGGUGGUUGAGUACCUGGCCUGGUGAGCUGGCAGAAGAGGCACCCUCCUUCCCCCACUUCCAGCUCUCCCCCAAGUCCCCAGGUCAUGGGACUUUGCUGGAGGCUCUCUGGGCCCUCACCAUUUCUGCCCUGGACUCUGGUGGGUAGAAAGACCUGCUAAUGGUCCAGGGGGAGCCCCGCAGCAGCCCUGGCCCUUUCCCUUCAGGGAGCAGCCCCAGGGCACUCAGGU